Mucor velutinosus is the source of this 1779-nucleotide messenger RNA. RefSeq lists its product as uncharacterized. The record is from RefSeq and is a predicted model, not a curated record. Lineage: Eukaryota; Fungi; Mucoromycota; Mucoromycetes; Mucorales; Mucoraceae. The transcript has 3 exons. Bases 1 to 1779 code for a protein of 592 amino acids.
AUGGUUUCGCUGGAACAGCAAGAAAAAGUGGUGUUUCUGAAUUCACAAUACCAAGACAACAGCGAGUUGAUUUCGAGGAUGCAAGAAACGCUGUUGAAGGACAUCGUAUUGAUGAAAUUAACUGUCGAUGAAUUAAAUGACACAAAAGAGUACUUGAGAGAUAAAGCUGGUGCUGCUGCUGCUGCUGCCGUAGUAACUAUCUUUCGGUUCUUGAGAGAAUGCAAAUUCGACUUUGACCAAGCACACGCUCGACUAUUAGACACAAUUUUAUGGAGAGUCGAGUACAAGAUUGAUCACCUUACUUUCAAGGAUGCGAUUGAAUUUUUUGACCAAAACGGCUUUGUAUUCUUUCAUGGCACAGACAACACAGCCAGUCAUCCGCUUAUAUUUGUACAACUUCGCUAUUUCCCAAAGCAAUUCAAGCAGAAAAAAUCGCUGACUGAACAUAUUCGACCAUUUGCUUGCUUGAUCAUGGAGAUGGCAAGAAAGCUAACAUGGGAAAUGACAUGUGAUAAAGAAAACAAAGGAGAACCAAAUGCACUUGUGUCCAGAAUGACAGUACUUGUAAAUGUCGCAAAGGCUCCACUGAUCCCUAUCGAUGCUGAAUUGAUCAAAAUGAUGAGUGUCAUUCUAGACGAGAGGUUCCCGGGAUUUGUUAACAAUAUCAAUGUGCUGAAUUUCGGCUGGGUGUACCAAGGCGUUUGGUCUUUAUUGAAAUAUUUGCUGAGUGAAGAGGCGAAAGAGAGUAUACAUUUUACGACCAUCCGAGAGCUGCAGCCGAUUGUAUCAGAGGAUCGCAUUUUGAAGGAUAUGGGUGGCACUGACGAUUAUGUGUGGACCUUUGAUUCAGAUCAAGUGUUGCAGAAAUACGGCUGUGGCUAUGAGAAGCGCCGCCAAGAAGCCGAAGUAUUACCAAACACACCACCCUUAUCAACAGGAGAAGCAGAGGCAGAGGGAGUCAGAUCAAGAUCAAAUUCCGUUAGCAGUAUCAGUGAUGAAGGCGAUGAAUUUUUUGACGCCACUGAUGUAUUAUUACCGUCGCCACAACCUGUGCCAACCAUACCGCCACCAACCAUGCAUGAAUUACCGCCAUUGAUCGCCCCUAUCCGAUCCGAUAUUAUACCACCACCCUCGAUCUCAUCACCAUUCAAGUUACCCAUCACACCCACAACUACUACAUUGACAAGCUCAACUACUUUGCCUGGCACAUCCCUCCAUAACUCAAACUCUUAUUAUGGAAACCUCUCUUCCUGGGCUGGUUUGCGCAUGGGUGUCAACUUCUUAACUUCAUUCAUCGACACAAAACAGCAUAGACCGCUGAACAAAUCUACCGGGGGGCUACAUGCGCUUGAAGACGCAGAUAACUCAUCCGUGAUAGUGGUAGAACCAGCAGCACCAAAUACAGCCAUCAGUACAUCAGCGCUACUCACGAUUUCAGCAGAAGCUAGAGCGACUUCAGGUACAAUCAGUCAUUCCACAGGCCCAACAUUUGCAUUGGCCAGCAGCACCCAACGUGUACAGCGCAUUCAAGCAUUCUUCAAACGAUUGACGCAUCAGCUAUUGCAGCUAUCAUUUGGCCCUAACAAAGGUGUUGUUUACUGGGUUGUUCUGUAUCUUUUUCUAAGAGGCCCUGUGGAAACUCUGGUAAGGAAAUCCUUGUUACGAUCCACUUUGGUGGGCCCCAAAAAGAUAUCCACAACAACUAUUGGGAUCACAGCUGCGAUUGCCGCUGUUGUGAGUACAAGCGUAUCAAGUACACUCGAGAAAUUUAGAAAAUGA